AGUAUGAAAUAAUUUUCUUAUAAAAUUCCAUAAUCCUCUCUCUCUUUUUCUUACUUUUCAAAAAGUUGGUAAGACAUAGACACCCUUUGAUUUGCUUAUGUUUUACACUGAAAACACAAUCACAGAAUCUCUCUCUCUCUCUCUCAAUUCAUUCAUUCUUUCAUCUAUGUACACUUCCCACCUCUUACUACUACUACCAAACCAUGCAAAUCACAAACCAUGUGCCUUAUUACAUUUUUACCCCUCAAACAUUUCUUAAUUCACAUCUUCAUACCCCUCUCUCCAACAAUUCAACACAAAAACAGAAACAUCUUCUUUAACUUCUUAUUCUCGUGUUCAUGGCUUUUUCAAACAACAUCGAAGCAAUUUUACAAUUUCUAAGAAAAAAUGGAUUAUCAGAAGCAGAAUCUGCUCUCAAACAAGACAUCAUUGAAAACAACAACAACAACACUCAUGUUGAAUUUGAUGUUGAUGUUGAUGUUGCUUCCUUUGACUACGAGAAAUUCUUCUUUCCUAUGGUUCCUCCUCCUCCUAAAGUUAGAGUCCGAUCAUUUUCACGGCCGCCGGAGUUUGUCUCCGGCGACGGUCAAUUCUUCAAAUCCAACUCUGUUUCUUCUGAUGAACAGUUUGUUAGCAUCGGUUCUUAUACUUCUCGUUCUCGUGUUUCUUCUUCAGAAUUCAUCAAUCCAUAUGGAAUCAAUUCAUCAUCUCAGACUUUGAAUGAUUCUGAAUCUUCAUCGGAUAGAUUGUCACAAUUCGGCACAGCGCGUGAUUAUCACGAUUUCGAUAUGCAACAUGAACCAUAUUGGUAUAAUGAAAACGAUGAUGAUGAUUUCAUGACUCCUGAUUUUGAAGGACCGGAUUUCUUUGCGUGUCAAAGUGAAGAUAAGUUCGUUACAGAAAAAAACUACGAAGAAAUUCGAUUAAUGGGAAAUGAGGGUUACAUGGACAAGCCGAUGAAACCUUGCAUUUGUAAUCACUCAUCUGUAAGUGAUGAAAAUGUGAAUUAUUCGAAAGAUUACUGUCAUGAGUCCGAGAAAGAUGGUGUUGUGCAUAAUUGUGAUGUUCCGUUUUGCAAAAGCAGUCCGGUUUCGGUUGGUUCUUGUAGCGAAGAUCCUAUAAACUUUAGCUACCCUAAUUUGAAGGAAAUUGAUCUGAAUGAUUUUCAUCUGAAGGAUAUUAUUAAGUCUUUCGAUUCUGCUCCAUUGCUUACCGUGAAACAAAGUUUCGAUUGCUACACUAAAAAUGAUAGUGGUGAGAGGUACAAGGAUCCCUAUGACUUAACUAUCGAUGUUGCUGAAACAGAUCUACCGAAUGGGAUUGACGCCUAUGAAGUAAGAGAUGGUCAAGAGUUGAGUGAAGAAUUACAUGUUCCAGAGGUUGCUACAGAUGGAGAGGAUAAUAAUAAUAAUAAUACUGAUGAUGAACUCUUAAAAUACAUUCAAGACGAUGAAUACGAAGUAUUUGAGCUAAGAGUUGUUCAUAGAAAGAACAGGACCGGAUUUGAAGAAAACAAAGAAGUGCCAAUUGUGAUAAAUUCAGUCAUGGCGGGCAGGUACUACAUAACAGAAUAUCUCGGUUCGGCUGCCUUUAGUAGGGUUGUUCAAGCUCACGAUCUUCAGAUGGGAAUCGAUGUUUGUUUGAAGAUUAUUAAAAAUGACAAGGAUUUCUUUGACCAAAGUCUAGAUGAAAUCAAGCUUCUGAAACUGGUCAAUAAGCACGACCCCAGAGAUAAACACCAUAUAUUGCGUCUUUAUGACUAUUUCUACCAUCAGGAGCAUUUAUUCAUUGUGACCGAACUUCUGCGUGCGAACUUGUAUGAAUUUCAAAAAUUUAACCAAGAAUCUGGAGGGGAAGCAUAUUUUACAUUACACAGAUUGCAGCUCAUUACUCGACAAUGUUUGGAGGCAUUGCAAUAUUUGCAUAACUUGGGAAUUGUUCACUGUGACUUGAAGCCAGAAAACAUUCUAAUCAAAAGUUACAAAAAAUGUGAAGUAAAGAUUAUUGAUCUCGGAAGCAGUUGCUUUAAAACAGACAAUCUGUGCCUAUAUGUACAAUCCCGAUCCUAUAGAGCUCCUGAAGUGAUGUUAGGCCUUCAAUAUGAUGAAAAGAUUGAUAUAUGGUCACUCGGCUGUAUUUUGGCUGAGCUAUGCUCCGGUGAAGUGCUAUUUCCAAAUGACUCAGUUGUGAUGAUUCUCGCGCGCAUGAUUGGAAUGUUUGGUCCUUUUGAUAUGGAGAUGUUGGUGAAAGGGCAGGAAACGCACAAGUAUUUCACCAAAGAGUAUGACAUUUACUUUGUGAAUGAGGAGACAGAUCAACUAGAGUACAUAAUUCCAGAAGAAUCGUCAUUGGAGCAGCACCUACAGAUCACUGAUAUUAUGUUUAUCGACUUUGUCAGUUACUUGCUUACUAUCAACCCCAAAAGAAGACCUACUGCAAGACAGGCACUAAAACAUCCAUGGCUUUCUUAUGAUUACACUUCCAUGUAACAUUCAUUCUCUGGUGUGAAGAUUCAAUAAUUCUGUUGGAGUUGUCAAUGAGUCUCUUCAGCUUUUUUUGCAAAUUUUGCAAUCACAAUUUUGGUUUGUUUAAUUUACUGUGUCAUGUUGUAUAUUUUUUUUUGUUCUAUGCAUAUUAUUAACAGUUUGUUCUUUGUACAGAAUUCUUCCCAUAUUUUUUUGCCUUUCAUGAAUUGGAAGGAUUGAGCAUUACCAUAAUAACAAUUUGAUGUCACCUUUUACAAUCUAACACAAGUCACAUAAUACAGUAUUUCCUU
Trifolium pratense (red clover) is the source of this 2776-nucleotide messenger RNA. RefSeq names its product serine/threonine-protein kinase PAK 2-like. The transcript is spliced from 7 exons. Gene Ontology annotation, molecular function: protein serine/threonine kinase activity; protein tyrosine kinase activity; ATP binding. Bases 339 to 2489 code for a protein of 716 amino acids. Gene Ontology annotation, cellular component: cytoplasm. NCBI's taxonomy places the organism in Eukaryota, Viridiplantae, Streptophyta, Magnoliopsida, Fabales, Fabaceae. Gene Ontology annotation, biological process: peptidyl-threonine phosphorylation; peptidyl-serine phosphorylation. The record is from RefSeq and is a predicted model, not a curated record.